This is a messenger RNA of Rubroshorea leprosula, 3349 nucleotides long. The record is from the annotation of a GenBank genome assembly. Lineage: Eukaryota; Viridiplantae; Streptophyta; Magnoliopsida; Malvales; Dipterocarpaceae.
AUCAAAAAAUUAAAACAUUUACAAACUUCACCGAAUAUGCUCUUACAAAACGGAAGGUAGAAGAAGGAAAAAUUAUUCGCAGCACAAUGGGCUUUGGCUCAAUCUCAAAGAUUCUUCUUCGAUCAAUACUAUUUCCUUUUUCACCAAAAAAAAAAAAAAAAGAUUCUUCUUCGAUCCUACAUGCUUCCUCGUUAAGGUUUGUCUGACUCAUCACAAUAAAAUAAAUUAAUCUAACAGUGAUAGUUCAAAAAAAAAAAAAAGUAUUAAUCAGCCAACGGAAAACAGCAAAAUUCAGACAACAGAGAAAGAGGUGGCAAGCAACAGAAACACAAGUGUUUCUGAUCCAAGGAACCUCCACCACCGUCAGCACCACCGCCACCACUUCCACCUCUUUUUCUUUGCCUCCUCCAUAAUAAUUCUUUAAUUCAUAUAUGCAUAUACGUACAAUUCAUUCAUACACACAACCUCAAUUGGAAGUCUCUGAAUUACGGCAGCAAAAUGUCUAUUAAUAUGAAAACACUAACCCAAGCCUUGGCUAAGACCGCGGCGGUGAUCGAGAAAACCGUAAGCACCACUGUGCAGGAGGUGACAGGACCCAGACCCUUGCAAGACUACGACCUUCUUGAUCAGAUCGGCUCUGCAGGGCCUGGUCUGGCAUGGAAGCUGUAUUCAGCUAAGGCACGGGAUAGGAAGAUGGUGAGGUUGAGGCAUUCAGGGGUUGUGCACGUGGUGCAGGCGCUAGAUGAGAGCAAGAAUGCCAUGGCGAUGGUCACCGAGCCUCUGUUCGCAUCUGUAGCCAAUGCGCUUGGGAACAUGGAGAAUGUUGCCAAGGAAAUGAGCUUGUUGGAGGUGAAGCAUGGUAUGCUUCAGAUUGCGGAGACCUUGGAUUUUCUCCAUAACAAUGCAUGCCUUAUUCAUCGGGCUAUGUCACCUGAGAAUAUCUUAAUUACGUUGAAUGGAGCUUGGAAACUAGCUGGAUUUGGGUUUGGAAUAUCAACAGAUCAAGCUUCUAGUGAUUUGGCUAAUGGGCAACCCUUCCAUUUUGCUGAAUAUGAUGUUGAAGAUUCUGUCAUGCCCCUUCAACCAUCAUUGAAUUACACUGCACCUGAACUGGUUCGAAGCAAAGAACCUUCAGCUGGAUGUGGAGCCUUCGAAUCCUCCUGUGUGCGUUUCCCCACUUGUUGGCCAAAAAUGGAAAAAAAGGGGUAUAUGAAUGCUUUGAAUUAUUUGUCCAAUGAAGCUUUCUACUCUAUCCCACCAGAAUUAGUACCUGAGUUGCUAAGGAUGCUCUCUGCAAAUGAGUCUUUUAGGCCAUCAGCAAUGGAUUUUACAGGUUCUCCAUUUUUCCGGAAUGACACUAGGCUGUGUGCUCUUCGCUUCCUCGAUCACAUGCUUGAAAGGGAUAACCUGCAGAAGUCCGAGUUCUUAAAAGCAUUAUCUGAUAUGUGGAAAGGAUUUGACUUCCGUGUACUGCAGUAUAAGGUACUUCCACCUCUUUGUGCAGAACUACGGAACUUGGUUAUGCAACCAAUGAUAAUACCUAUGGUUCUCACAACUGCUGAGUCACAGGGUAAAAAUGACUUUGAACUAGUUACACUGCCAGCUCUUGUACCUGUACUAAGUAAUGCUGCAGGAGAGACACUGUUGUUGCUGGUCAAGCAUUCAGAGCUUAUCAUCAGAAAGGUUAGUCCAGAGCAGUUAGUGUUGCAUGUCUUGCCAAUGCUUGUUCGAGCUUAUGAUGAUCAUGAUCCACGAAUACAAGAGGAGGUUUUGAAGAAAUCUUCAUUCCUUCUUAAGCAACUUGAUGCCCAGCUUGUGAAACAAGCAAUCUUGCCUCGUGUUCAUGGGUUAGCUCUUAAGACAAGGAUAUUCAAAUUGCAGGUGAGAGUCAGUGCUUUGCUUUGCUUGGCAGAUUUGGUUCACAGACUGGAUAAACAUGCUGUGCUGGAAAUCUUGCAAACCAUUCAGCGUUGUACAGCUGUUGAUCAUUCUCCACCUACUCUUAUGUGUACACUUGGGGUUUCAAACUCAGUUCUCAAACAUUUUGGAGUCGAAUUUGUGUCAGAGCAUGUCCUUCCUCUACUCACACCACUCCUCAUAGCCCAACAGUUGAAUGUUCAGCAGUUUGCCAAAUAUAUGCUCUUUGUCAAGGAUGUUCUUAGGAAGAUAGAAGAAAAAAGAGGUGUUACUGUAACCGAUUCAGGAAAUCCAGAAGUAAAACAAGCAUCUAUUGCCAAUGGUGAUGGUCUCCAGUCUCAAGCCUUAAGCAAAACUAGUGUUGCUUCAGCAAAAGGCAGCAAAUCAUGGGAGGAUGAAUGGGCCGCUCCUACGAAAGCUGCUACUUCCAACCAGCCUUCUGCAAAAAACAGCUCAUCAGGUCACCCUGUUUUGGGUGAUCAAUCAAUUCAGUUAGCCUCUAUUCCAUCUCAACCGUCUACAGUAUCUGGCAUAUCUAGUCAACAAACAUCUAAUUCGUGCCCUGCAGUUGAUAUAGAGUGGCCUCCUCACGCAUCUUCCGGUAUUGCCCCUCAUCUGGGUCAUAGCAAGAUGCAAUUGAAUGAGGGAGCAUCUUCUAAUUCAACUUUGGAUGAUUUAGAUCCUUUUGCAAACUAACUUUGGAUGAUUUAGAUCCUUUUGCAAACUGGCCUCCACGACCUAGCAGCUCUCCAAGUGGUCCUGGGGCUCUUGCCAAUGGCACAGUGCGACUACCCGUGAACUACAGAUCCAGUCUGAUGAGUAAUACUCAAGAUACUAUAAACUUCCAAGGGAAAAGCAGCAAUAUUUGGGCCUUAAACAGCCAAAGCUCUGUGGAGCCGCUAAGAACAAAUCAAGGGAGUUCAACUUUGAAUCCAAGUAUGUCAAAUAGUGGUAGCCUAAAUCCCCAAAACUCCAUUGGGUUGAUGAAACAGAACCAAGGGAUCUCUUUUCCUAUAGGUUCUUCAUACAAUGAUAAAAAAUCUGCAGAUCUUGGGUCAAUAUUUAGUUCUAGCAAGAAUGAACAGGCUGCUCCAAAACUCACUCCACCUCCCAGCACUGCUGUGGGUAGAGGAAGAGGUCGAGGGAGGGGAUCCAGUUCAACCUCAAGGAUGAGCAAUCCCAAGCGAACCACAUCCGAACAACCAACCACCCCUUUUGGACUUGCUUUGACUGGUAAUGGGUGCUUUACUAUUGGAACCUCGGAAUGAGAUAUAGAAUUGAUAUUUUUUCCAUACAAGUUUGAUGCUGUUCAUAGAGUUGGCAAGUUAUGAAAUCAGAUGCAUUCAUCUUGGGCAAUUGAGGAUGCUUUAUCCCAUGUCCCUUAUGUAAUAGUUGGUUCUUUGUUGUGAGUUACCUAUAGCACAAUGUAAUU